GCAGUAAAACUCACACUCUUAUCUGGAAACUUCUCCACCAUUCUGGUUCUUUCUUCACCAAAACAGUCUCCCUCAGCUCACCUCAAUAAGAACCAAACCCCCUCUGCCACCAGACCCGUACAUCAAAUUUUUCCCGAUUCAAUCUUUCCAUUCAAGCUUUAUUCAUUACAGAAAAGACUCAAACUUUGAAGAAGAGGCAUGGGUGUGGAUUACUACAAGCUUUUACAGGUCGAGAAGAGCGCCACAGAGGAUGAGUUGAAGAAGGCGUACAGGAAACUCGCUAUGAAAUGGCACCCUGAUAAGAACCCCACCAAUAAGAAAGAAGCUGAGACCAAAUUCAAGCAGAUCUCUGAGGCCUAUGAGGUACUGAGUGAUCCCCAGAAAAGAGCAAUCUAUGAUCAGUAUGGUGAAGAAGGCCUUAAAGGCCAAAUGCCGCCUCCGGAUGCUGGUGGGCCUGGUGGUGCUACGUAUUUCCAAACCGGGGAUGGUCCGAAUGUGUUCAGAUUCAACCCCAGGAAUGCCAAUGACAUCUUUGCGGAGAUAUUCGGGUUUUCUAGCCCGAUGGGUGGUGGAAUGGGAGGAGGUGGUGCUGGUGGUGGCAUGAGGGGUGGAAGAUCCUUUGGUGGAAUGUUUGGGGAUGACAUGUUCAGUUCUUUUGGAGAAGGCCGACCGAUGAGCCACGGACCAAGGAAGGCUUCUCCUUUGGAGAGGAAGUUGCCAUGUAGCCUUGAGGAGCUCUAUAAGGGAACCACAAAGAAGAUGAAGAUAUCUAGGGAAAUUGCAGAUGCAAGUGGGAGGACAAUGCCUGUCGAGGAAAUCCUAACCAUUGAGGUCAAGCCUGGCUGGAAAAAAGGAACAAAGAUUACUUUCCCAGAGAAAGGGAAUGAGCAUCCGAAUGAAAUUCCUGCAGACCUUGUAUUCAUAAUCGAUGAGAAACCACACAGCACAUUCACAAGGGAUGGGAACGACCUAGUCAUGACAGAGAGGAUCUCGCUGGCAGAGGCUUUAGCAGGUUACACUCUGCAGGUCACCACACUAGAUGGGAGGACGCUCACCAUCCCCAUCAACACUGUCAUUCAUCCAAACUAUGAGGAGAUAAUUCCUCGAGAGGGUAUGCCUAUACCAAAAGAUCCCUCCAAGAAAGGCAACCUUAGAGUGAAAUUCAACAUCAAAUUUCCAACUAGAUUGACUUCUGAACAGAAGGCCGGAAUCAAGAAACUUUUGGGUCCAUAAUUCUAUUGCUAUUUUGAGCCUCAAGUGUGUUGUGAAUAUUUUUUUGAGACGACUUGGAUUUGUAUAACUAGUUUUCAUUUCAAGUAUCUGGUUGUAAUCAGAAAUAAAGAUUAGUUCAGUAUGACAGAGUUUCUAUAGGCUUAAAGAUACGACUCUUCUCUUUCCAAUAGAGAAAUUUUCAACAGAGGACAAAGAAACAAUGGAAAUUGAACUUUAUAAUAAAUUUG
This is a messenger RNA of Fragaria vesca subsp. vesca, 1460 nucleotides long. Its product is annotated as dnaJ homolog subfamily B member 4-like. Gene Ontology annotation, molecular function: protein-folding chaperone binding. The transcript has 3 exons. NCBI's taxonomy places the organism in Eukaryota, Viridiplantae, Streptophyta, Magnoliopsida, Rosales, Rosaceae. Gene Ontology annotation, cellular component: cytosol. The record is from RefSeq and is a predicted model, not a curated record. Bases 199 to 1233 code for a protein of 344 amino acids.